CUCUACGACACGAUGAGGUUCGAGCUUGCCCUUCUCGCUGGCACGUCGGCCGCUUUCGCGCAGUCUUCCGUCUCUCAGAUUGUCGUUUCGACUGCCAUCGCUUCCCCUUCCGGGUCUGCCUCCACUGCCGUCCGGUCACAGGCGCCUCUCCCCCCGCAGCAAGCGUGGUGCCCAUCCCGUAUUUUCUGUGCGGGCCCCUUGCUCCAAACACUCAACUUGGCGGCUGUUUUCUCCGACCCCAAGACAUACGUGGACAAGCCAACGUCCAAGGCGCCCGCGGACGUACUCUCCGACUUUGGCAAGCUACCAGGCAACACGAGCAUCACGGAAGGCGACGUUGUCAACUUCGUCCAGACGGAUUUUGCGGGCGAGGGUCAAGAGCUUCAGGAGGUUUCCCUCCCCGGUUUCACCGCCUCCCCGCCGUUUUUGGACACUAUCACCGAUCCCAUUGUGAAGGGCUUUGCUGGCGCUGUCCACGGUAUCUGGCCACAGCUUGCGCGAGGCACAAACGCCAGCGUUCUGUGUGACGGUGUCAAAUGCGAAAGCUCGCUCAUUCCCCUCAACCACACCUUCGUUGUUCCCGGCGGCCGCUUCCGUGAACAAUACUACUGGGACUCGUUCUGGAUUGUUGAAGGCUUGUUGGAGUCGCAUCUUUAUGAAGUUGCCAAGGACACCCUCCAGAACUUUAUGGAUGAGCUUGAGCGUUUCGGAUUCAUUCCCAACGGCGGCCGCAUCUACUACCUAAACCGCUCGCAACCCCCGUUGUUCAUUCAGAUGCUUGCCCGCUACGUUGCCGUCUCGAACGACACCUCCAUUCUGCCACGAGCUCUGCCCCUCGCUGAGCGCGAACUUACUUGGUGGCAAACCAAUCGCACUGUCGCGGUCAAGUCGCCCUUCAGCAACGCCACCCACCAGAUGGCGCAAUACAAUGUCAGGAAUACCGCCCCGCGUCCAGAGAGUUAUCUCCAAGACUACACCACCGUCCAUGGCGUUACUCCGGCUCUUAAUGCGACUGGCGCCGCUGACCUUUAUGCGGAACUCGCGUCCGGUGCUGAGACUGGCUGGGACUACUCCUCCCGUUGGCUCACCGACAUCCCCGCCGGCCUGCCCUCGCUGAAUGUCCGCGGAAUCAUUCCCGUCGACCUCAACAGCAUUCUCUACAAGAGUCGCAUUGUGCUCGCCCAGAUGUACGGCAUUGCAGGCAGCACCCAGAAUGCGGACGCCGCCAACAGGCACCGUCAAGCGGCAGCUGCCCUCAAGGCUGGUAUCAUCGAUCUGUUCUGGAACUCCUCCAAGUUUGCGUUCUACGACUUCAAUCUGCGUACUAACGCACAGAAUACGAUUUGGACGGCGGCCCACUACUACCCCUUCUGGAGCGGGAUCGUCCCCGACGACGUCUUGAAGAGCUCGGACAACGCGUUCAAGGCGUUCUCGUCUUUGAACUUGAUUAUGAAUCGCUACAAUGGCACCAUCCCGACCACAUUUAUUGAGACCGGGUUGCAAUGGGACGCCCCCAAUGCCUGGCCACCACACCAGUACAUCGCGCUCCAGGCCCUGAAGGAGCUUCCCUCCAACGUCACCAAUGGCGCACUUCCUACACCCGCGUCUGGCCAGAAUACCUUUUCGCUUAUCCCCGACGGCCAGCUCGGCCUCCCCGAGUCUGCCCUUCCAGCCCAAGCAUUCACCACAACGCGCAACGCUACUACCAGCGGCGCCGCAGCGGAUAUUAACAAACUUGAUGGAACAGUUGUGAAUGGCGGCAAGAAGGGCAGUGGUGGCUGGGCGGAGGCCCUCGGGACGCAGUUGGCUAACCGCUACGUCGCGAGCGCGCUGUGCAGCUGGCAAGCGACGGGUGGCUCGGUGCCGAACCUGAUCCCAAGACUGUCGGACGCGGAGCUCAACAUCACCGAGAGUGUUACCAACGUCGGAAACAUGUUUGAGAAGUUUUCGAUUAUGGAGAUCACGAGCGCGGGUCGUGGUGGGGAGUACACCGUCCAGGCUGGUUUCGGGUGGACCAAUGGUGUAUUGCUGUGGGUCGCGAGCAACUACGCGAAGGUGCUUGAUGCGCCAAGGUGCCCUCCCCUGCAGAACGCCGCGCGCUCCGGUGGGAACGGGGGCAAUGGCGGGAACGGCGGCCGGGGCAACGGCGCUGUUGGUGUCAAGCCUGCGGUGGGUGUUGUUGCGCUGGUGGCCGCGGUGGCCGCACUGGUGCUGUAG
Messenger RNA from Mycena indigotica, 2217 nucleotides. RefSeq names its product Trehalase. Gene Ontology annotation, molecular function: alpha,alpha-trehalase activity. The transcript is spliced from 9 exons. Gene Ontology annotation, biological process: trehalose catabolic process. The record is from RefSeq and is a predicted model, not a curated record. The coding region runs from base 13 to 2217 and encodes 734 amino acids. NCBI's taxonomy places the organism in Eukaryota, Fungi, Basidiomycota, Agaricomycetes, Agaricales, Mycenaceae.